Molecule: messenger RNA, 1936 nt
Organism: Cavia porcellus (domestic guinea pig)
Lineage: Eukaryota; Metazoa; Chordata; Mammalia; Rodentia; Caviidae
Gene: Kcnj3
Product: potassium inwardly rectifying channel subfamily J member 3
Biological process (GO): potassium ion import across plasma membrane; regulation of monoatomic ion transmembrane transport
Cellular component (GO): plasma membrane
Molecular function (GO): G-protein activated inward rectifier potassium channel activity
Source: RefSeq, marked provisional
CCCGCCCCCACCUCUUUAUUGGUGCUGGUUUGCAGCGCUCGGCUCCUGCGCCUUCGCUUCGCUUUUGAAUCUGGCUCGCCCCUCCGUAUUAUGUCUGCACUCCGCAGGAAAUUUGGGGACGAUUACCAGGUAGUGACCACCUCUUCCAGCGGCUCGGGCUUGCAGCCCCAGGGGCCCGGCCAGGGCCCGCAGCAGCAGCUCGUACCCAAGAAGAAGCGGCAGCGGUUCGUGGACAAGAACGGCCGGUGCAAUGUGCAGCACGGCAACCUGGGCAGCGAGACGAGCCGCUACCUCUCGGACCUCUUCACCACGCUGGUGGACCUCAAGUGGCGCUGGAACCUCUUCAUCUUCAUCCUCACCUACACCGUGGCCUGGCUCUUCAUGGCGUCCAUGUGGUGGGUGAUCGCUUACACCCGGGGCGACCUGAACAAAGCCCACGUCGGCAACUACACGCCCUGCGUGGCCAAUGUCUAUAACUUCCCCUCCGCCUUCCUCUUCUUCAUCGAGACCGAGGCCACCAUCGGCUAUGGCUACCGAUACAUCACCGACAAGUGCCCCGAGGGCAUCAUCCUCUUCCUCUUCCAGUCCAUCCUGGGCUCCAUCGUGGACGCCUUCCUCAUCGGCUGCAUGUUCAUCAAGAUGUCCCAGCCCAAGAAGCGCGCGGAGACCCUCAUGUUCAGCGAGCACGCCGUGAUCUCCAUGAGGGACGGAAAACUCACGCUCAUGUUCCGGGUGGGCAACCUGCGCAACAGCCACAUGGUCUCGGCGCAGAUCCGCUGCAAGCUGCUCAAAUCUCGGCAGACACCUGAGGGUGAGUUCCUUCCCCUUGACCAACUUGAACUGGAUGUAGGUUUUAGCACAGGGGCAGAUCAACUUUUUCUUGUGUCCCCCCUCACAAUUUGCCACGUGAUUGAUGCCAAAAGCCCCUUUUAUGACCUAUCCCAGCGAAGUAUGCAAACUGAACAGUUCGAGAUUGUCGUCAUCCUAGAAGGCAUUGUGGAAACAACUGGAAUGACCUGUCAAGCUCGAACAUCAUACACUGAGGAUGAAGUUCUUUGGGGUCAUCGCUUUUUUCCUGUAAUUUCUUUAGAAGAAGGAUUCUUUAAAGUUGAUUACUCUCAAUUCCAUGCAACAUUUGAAGUUCCUACCCCGCCUUACAGUGUGAAAGAGCAGGAAGAAAUGCUUCUCAUGUCAUCCCCUUUAAUAGCGCCAGCCAUAACUAACAGCAAAGAAAGGCACAAUUCUGUGGAGUGCUUAGAUGGACUAGAUGACAUUACUACAAAACUUCCGUCAAAGCUGCAGAAAAUCACUGGAAGAGAAGACUUUCCCAAAAAACUCUUGAGGAUGAGUUCUACAACUUCAGAAAAAGCCUACAGCUUGGGAGACUUACCCAUGAAACUUCAAAGAAUAAGUUCAGUUCCUGGAAACUCAGAAGAAAAACUGGUAUCUAAAACCACCAAGAUAUUAUCUGAUCCCAUGAGUCAGUCUGUGGCUGAUUUGCCACCAAAGCUUCAAAAGAUGGCUGGAGGAGCAGCCAGAAUGGAAGGAAAUCUUCCAGCCAAAUUAAGAAAAAUGAACUCAGAUCGCUUCACUUAACAAGACACCCCCUUAGGCAUUAUUUAAUGUUUUGUUUUAGAUAUAGUCCAAUAUUUGGCGAUGAGAUAAUCCUCCCUAAGAAAUUUGAAAGAUUCAUUUCCCCCCAGUUCAUUAAGCAUAUUUGAGAACUCUCCUUUCCCAAGUUUUGCAACUGUGCACAAAACAAAAGUUAAGAAGGGAGGACAUCACGAGGAAGUUAUUAAUGGGCAUGUAUUAUCACAUCAAGCAUGCAAUAAUCUGAAAAUUUUGCAUUUAGUUUUAUGGCAUGAUUUAUAUAUGACAUGUUUAUAAUGUACAUUCUGAAAAAAAAAUAUAUAUAUAAAUAUAUAUUUAAAGGAGA